AUGGAGAGGGAAUAGAAUGUUGAGAAUAAUGGGACUAGUUUCAGUUUAGUGAAAGAUUGUAUAUAAUCUAAGGAUAUUUAAGUUUUGAGAAAAAGGGGUCAAAGAGGACCUACGUUGAUAAUGAAAGCAUAAGAUGGUUAAAAGAUGGGAGGCGGGAUACAAUUAUAACAUUCUGGUAGUCAAAACAAUAUUCAAAAUUAGAGUAACAGAAAUUUACCACCUAUUGUUGUUUAUUAGGCAGAAGAGAGUGUUCAUUCUAAUAAUUUAAAGGAUGACUCAUUUUUUGAUAAAAAUUAAACGAAUCUUCUUCAUGAUCUAUCAUAAAAAUUAAGAAGAGAUCUCUAUAUUGAAAUAUUAGAUGAAGCACCAGAUUAUGAAAUUGAAAUUGAAAAAAUAUAAUUUGAUGAAGAUGAACAAUUUCAAAGUGAAGAUUUAUAGUUAGAAAAAACUAAAUUCUAUUUAGAUUUCAAACAUAAUUAAAAAGAACUCGCAUAAGAAUUCAUGGAUUAGAAAGAGGGUAUAAAUAUAGUAUUUAUGCUUUCUCUACAUUUCAUUUAGUUCAUAUCGAAGACUGUUACACUAUUGUAUUUGUAAGAUUAAUAGAAUUGGGUUCUAGUAUUUGUAAUUCGAUUUAUAGUUUCCAUCUUGUUAUUGACUUUGGCUAUUUUACAACACAAAAAGUUAAAGCAUAGAUUUUAUAAAUAUUAAUACUUUUUAAUAACUUACUUUGGCAUAUUAAUUAGUAUUCUUGUAGAAUUCCUUUUGAUGCCUGAGAAGUCAGUGGAGUUAUAAGCAGCAGAAGGAAUUCUAUUAAUUUGUUUCUUCUGCUCACUUUCAAUUAUCAAGAUUAAAUACAAGGUUUAUUUUAAUCUUUGUCUUUUUAUCGCAUAAUUAUUAAUAGUAUUGAUUCAUUAUAAGGAUGGUGCCAUUGCAUAUUACACUAUUUUUUAAAGUUGCAUGAUGUUUAUAGUUCAAUAUCAUUUAUUUUUCUAGGAUUUAGGUACUUUCAAUAAUAAAAGAUCUUUAGAACUAAAAAAAUUAUAAACUUAAAAUCUAGUGAAGUAUCUAUUACCUACUCAUAUAUUAAAACAAUUCUUAUCUAAUAGUAAUUAAAGAAUGGUCUUAGUAGAUCAAUUUGAAGAAGCUACUCUAUUAUUUGCAGAUAUAGCUGGUUUCACUGAAUACUCAAGUAGAGUAGAACCUGAAUAAGUUGUGAAUAUGUUGAGGAAUUUAUUUACUGAAUUCGACAAAAUAUGUUUAACACAAAAUGCUUAUAAACUAUAUACAAUUGGAGAUUGUUAUGUUGCAUUCGGCAUUGUGGAUGUUACAUAAAGAAAUCCAGCUCAAGAAGCCAAAAAUGUUGUUGAAUUAGGAUUUAAAAUGAUAGAAAUUAUUAGAUAAGUGAGAUCAAUUAUCUAAUUUGAUGGAUUAGACAUGAGGAUUGGAAUACAUACAGUAUUUAUCAUAUUCAAUAUUAGGGUAAAGUGAUUGGAGGAAUCUUGGGAACUGAAAUUGUAAGAUAUGAUGUUUAUGGGGCUGAUGUUAUGAUUUCUAAUAAAAUGGAGUCUAAUGGAGAAAGAGGAAAAGUCUAAGUCUCUGAAGAAACUAAGUAAUUACUAGAACAAUCAUAUCCAGAUCAGUUUUUAUUUACAUUCAAUAAAGAAGUAGAAUUUAAAUCCAUCAGUCGAAAAACUUAAGGAUACUUUAUUGAUCCAAUAAAAAAUGAUAGCAAUCAAGAUUUUCAUGAUAUGAAUCACUUCUAAUUUGUAAACGAUCUAGAACAAUAUCAAAAUACUCCAUAAAAAUGA
Paramecium octaurelia is the source of this 1808-nucleotide messenger RNA. The record is from the annotation of a GenBank genome assembly. Lineage: Eukaryota; Ciliophora; Oligohymenophorea; Peniculida; Parameciidae.